Messenger RNA from Linum trigynum, 3979 nucleotides. NCBI's taxonomy places the organism in Eukaryota, Viridiplantae, Streptophyta, Magnoliopsida, Malpighiales, Linaceae. The record is from the annotation of a GenBank genome assembly.
CAAAUCUUCCUUUAAUUAACUUUGGCUCUUUCUCUUCGUCUUUUGAGAAAGAUAUCAUUCCAUGAGCAAUUCUUUAGAUUAAAAAGCUGUGAAAUAAGACAAAAACUUUACUAAAACAUCCUCUUCAAACUUGUAUGCUCACGAGUGCUUUUAUUAUAUUCCCCCCUUCACUUUUAUAAAUUUAUCGCAUUUACAAGUAUAAAGUGGAGAACACUGGAGAAAACAUAAGUUUUAAGGAAGGAAAUAGAUCCUUUUGGCAUAGCAAUAUUUAUAAUGCACAAUCAGCUCCUCCGAGAUGCCGAGGAUUGACGAUAUUUGAAGUCCUUUGAAGUCACUCUAGCUAAAGAUAUGUAUAUAUGAGGAGUUAGGUGGGUGUUAGGAUAUGAUUUGAAUUUGAUUUAGAUUUGUUUGGUGUUUUGAGCCUAUUUUGUUUGGGUUUGGGCUUUGUUUUGCCAUUUUCCUUGUAUGUUUGCAAAAGAUAUUUGAUUUUCUGUUUGGGAUUAGGAGAAGAGUUCUAUAAAUACUCUUCACCACCCUAAUCUGUAGUAAGGUCAGUCGGGUUAGUUUGUUUGGUUUGCCCGUUUGGAAUUUGGUUUGUAACCUGUACUCUCCUCAAAUCAGUGAAAUUUGUUCUCCCCUGCCCGUGGAUUAGCUAGCACACAUUGUGUUAGUGAACCACGUUAAAUUUGUGUUCGUUUUGUGUUGGUUUGGAUUAUCGAUUGCACGCUUCUGUUUCAACAAGUGGUAUCAGAGCCUGGUUCUGUUCGAGGCGGUGGACGUCAGUUUGGUGGACCCUCAAUCGGUGACCUCGGGAUUUGAGAUUUGCGUUUGUCUGGCGGUUCAAAGGCGAUUCGCAUCUGUUUGGCGGAUCAAUGAGAGUUCUGCGUUUGGUGGAUCCUGGAGAGAUCCACGUUUGGGCUUGGCGGAUCAAGGAAGGUCUGCGUCUGGUAAAGUCCUUGUACCGAGAGGCCCAUCGAUACAAGGCGUCUGGCAGAUCAAGAUAAUCGCUGAGGUGAGGACACGAAGUUCGUGGUCCUUGUCUUGAGGGGAGGAUUGUUAGGGUACAAUCCAAGUACCACAUCUGAAAUACAAGGGAAGGAACCCUUGUAUAUUAGUGUCCACCAAGCUCAUUAGUACGAGGCCUUUAGGGGAGGACACCCAAAAGUAAAACCGUGCGGGCUUGGCCCAAAGCGGACAGUAUCUUACUAAUUGAGCGGCCCAAUUUCGACAAGUGGUAUCAGAGCCUGGUUGCGGUUUUGGGAAUUUGGUGCUGGACUGAAAUUUUUCUUUGUGGAGUUUGGUUGGAGUUUGUUUGAUAGUAAGAAUGGCUGCUAUCAAUAUGAAGAUUGAGAAGUUUACUGGAAUAAAUAGUUUCAGAUUGUGGCAGAUCAAGAUGCAAGCACUGUUGAAACAACAGGGUUUGUGGGCUCCGUUGUCUGAAAAAUCGAAGAAAAAAAGCAUAGAUGAAGAAGAGUGGAUUACUUUGGAGGAGAAAGCUCACUCUACAAUCUUGCUUUGUUUGGCUGAUGACAUCAUCACUGAGGUUGCUAUUGAGAAGACUGCCGCGGGUUUGUGGUUGAAGCUUGAAAGUCUAUACAUGACAAAGUCUUUGACCAACAAGUUGCAUAUGAAGCAACGUGUGUUCAGUUUGCGUAUGGAGGAAGGUACGCCUCUCAGGAAUCAUCUAGAUCAACUCAAUACUAUCUUGUUAGAUCUGCGGAAUAUUGAUGUUAAAGUAGAUGGUGAGGAUGCUGCCUUAAUUCUGUUGGUAUCUUUGCCACAGUCAUAUGAGAAUUUUGUGGAUUCUUCUAUUGCUGGAAAAGAUAGUUUGACUCUAGAAGAUGUCAGAUCUGCUCUACAUACUAGAGAGGUGCGACAUAAGGCGUCUGGUUCAGGUUCGGAAAAUCAGGUAUCUGGGUUGGCUGCUACGGGAAGUAGGAGACAACAAUCUGGUAGUAGGAAGGCGAAUAUAAAUUCGAAUUCUGUUGGUUUGAAGGGUGAUAUCUGUCAUUACUGUAAGGAGAAAGGACCUUGGAAAUUCGAUUGUCCUAAAUUAAAGAAAUAUCAGGAGAAGAAGGAAUCAUCUGUUGUUGUGGCGGAAGAAACUAACUCUGAUUCUGAAGAUGGUUUAGCCUUAGUCGAAUGAACAGGUACAUCAUCAGGAUGUGUGGUAUUUGGAUACUGUAGCUGAUUAUCAUAUGUGUCCAAGCAGGGAGUGUUUUUCAACUUAUGAGCAGAUAUAUGGAGGACAUGUUUCUAUGGCCAAUGGUGCUAUCUGUAAGAUUGUUGAAAGUGGCUCUGUCUGGAUGAGGACUCAUGAUGGUUCUGUUUGCACCUUGAACAAUGUUAGACAUAUUCUAGAGAUGACUGAGAAUCUGAUAUCUCUGAGUCUACUCGACGAUAAGGAGUUCAGUUUCAAAGGUGAAGGUGGAGUGUUGUCUGUCUACAAAGAUUCUAAGGUGAUUUUGAAAGGUGUCAAACAGGGUGCCUUGUAUAAUCUACAAGGUUCUGUUGGUGAUAAGUGCACCAAGCUGGUUUUAAUGGCAAGUCUCAGCAUGGGUUGGACUUGCCGAAUGGUUUGAGUUGUUGACCGCCCUUAGGGGCAUUUGGAGGCAGAGGAGAUUCUAGUACAACUGAUUUGGAGGAGUUUGGUACGUCUUCCAAUUUUGAUUGCAUCUGAGUUUGGCGAUUUGCAUCACAUUUGAGUUUGGCGGUUUCGAUCGCAUCUGGGUAAAUUUGGCGAUAUGUAUCGCAUCUGGGUACAUCUGGCAACUUUGGUUGCGUCUGGGUACAUCUGGAAACUUUGGUUGCAUAUGGUACAUUUGGUAUUUGACAGAGAAUUCAAGUCAAGGUGGAGAUUGUUAGGAUAUGGCUUGAAUUUGAUUUGGGUGUGUUUGGUGUUUUGGGCCUAUUUUGUUUGGAUUUGGGCUUUGUUUUGCCAUUUUCUUUGUAUGUUUGGAAAAGGUGUUUGGUUUUCUGUUUGGGAUUAGGAGAAGAGUUCUAUAAAUACUCUUCACCACCCUAAUAUGUAGUAAGGUCAGUCGGGUUAGUUUGUUUGGUUUGUCCGUUUGGAAUUUGAUUUGUAACCUGUACUCUCCUCAAAUCAGUGAAAUUUGUUCUCCCCUGCCCAUGGAUUAGCUAGCACACAUUGUGUUAGUGAACCACGUUAAAUUUGUGUUCGUUUUGUGUUGGUUUGGAUUAUCGAUUGCACGCUUAUGUUUUGACAGUGGGCAUGCAGAUGGGUAAUCCGUGAUUUGACAUCGUCCACUCGCAAAUAAUCCAACUUGCAGAGGACGGGUGAUUGAUGUGGUUGGAUUGUGGAUCAAUAAAUCUCCUACCUGCACUCAUCGGCUGGGUGGUGGGUUGGUUGCGGUUCACCCGAAUGACUCACACCUCGUCUUUACAUGAAAAUAGUUGUUUCUUAUUUAUACUAACAAAUAGUUACCGUAUUUCUUAACCGCAUUACACACUGCCCACUGGCCAUCGACUUUUAAAGUUGAAAAAUUAGGAAUAUUUUUGUGCUACUACGAUUGCUCACUAUGUUGUGUAUAUAAUUUUCCUUAUAUUUGAGAUGCAAACUAUAAAUUAUUAAUGGUAUCUAAGUGAAAAAUGUUCUCUACAUAAUUUGGUUGAUGAACUAAGGAAAUUUUUUAUACAAGUGCUAGAGAUCUCCAUAGGUAACCAAUUGGGAGAAGUGUAUAAAUUGAUGCAGUCUUACUAAUUUGCGAGUAAUUGAUUAUAAAUAUUAGUCAAAUUGCCUAUUUACACAUUGAAGAAUUGCGUUUGCGGGACCCAACUGCACCCAUCCAUCACCCACCAAACCCAAUCCGAAGUAAUGUGUGAGUGGAUUGCGGUUCGCAAUUGUACCAAUUCGUUAGUAAACAAGUGGGUCAGUUUAAGACCAAAACUCACACAACCCACCCAUUGCCCACCCCUAUGAGGAGUUCUAUCAUACAUAGAAUACAUAUGGGGUAUCGCA